GAAAUCCUUAACUUGAAGCUGUACGAUAACUGAAUCAGGAGGAUGGAUCCUAUUGAAAACGUCUCAACAGGCUACACAUAACAGUUGAAGACCAAGUGACCACCAUAGCCUCAAUCUCGCAGUUGGAACGAUCUCUCAGCUUCCAAAAUCUUCAGAGUUCACUGACUGUCACUUGAAGACUGCCAUGCUAUCAGCUGCUCUGGAGAUCCCUGCCAGACGGGGUUCCAUUCGGUACCGACGGGGCAUGAUUGCUUUCGCCCUCUUGCUCUUUCUGUCAGUGACUGUUACAUAUGCGCACAGCACAACAGUAGAGCAUGACCUCCACAUCGUUCAUAAUGUGGACAACAGAAGUCCAGAAAUUGACCCUUUUUGGUAUGUGGGACGUGGGGUAAGACCGAUCGGACGUUUUGGUAAACGUGUAACGGACAGUGGGAAUGUUGGUGGACUACGUCCGGUGCUGAGUUCCUUGGAGCUUCUGCUCACCGCUCUCAGAGAAAAGGAAGACCUUCGCCACACCCUAGCUCAAGAAGAACCGGAGUGGUUGCAACACCCCUAUUGAAAAGUUUUAAAAUUGAAUUUCCCAAUUAUGUUC
Messenger RNA from Sardina pilchardus (European sardine), 592 nucleotides. It is a transcript of the gene prlh2, whose product is annotated as prolactin releasing hormone 2. The transcript is spliced from 4 exons. Bases 185 to 559 code for a protein of 124 amino acids. Lineage: Eukaryota; Metazoa; Chordata; Actinopteri; Clupeiformes; Clupeidae. Gene Ontology annotation, molecular function: hormone activity. The record is from RefSeq and is a predicted model, not a curated record.